CAGCUGUCACUCUCCAUUCGUCCGACAGAGGUGGACGCGCUACUGGAGCUGGUCUCCAGCGCUGACUGGGAUUUGCUUUUGAUUUGGAAGGACCCUGCUGGCUGGGGGUGCAGUGGCCAUUUGAGUGGGAUUCUACCUGUUGAGCUCUUUUCGUAGAUAAAUAACUCACCUUCUAUUUUUACCUGCUGCUGGCAGCACACGUUUAAGCCGAGCAGGACCUCCUGAAACAUUUUAACAGGAAGAACCAAGUGCUGACCCACUGUAGGGCCAUCAUGUACCAGGCUACUGUCACCCAGCGAAUGGACAACACCAUCCCAAGCAGGGUCAUGGAUGAGUCUGAGAUCUGUUCUGUGCCUGAGGGACUUGCCAGUGUGAGGAAACAAUUUAAGACCCAGGAAACUACCUCGACUACCACAUCACAAGUAACCCAGUUCCAUUUCCAGCACAGCAGUGUGCAGUUACAGGAAAUGUCACACUCAGAGGUCUCUGUAUCAAGCGGCGGGCAACAGAUGGUGACAGGCACUCAGCAGCUACUAUCCAACCAAGAAAAAAUGGUGUCAGACAGUGACAAUAACUUGCAUUACAGUGAUAAAGACCAUGAAAAUGAAGAAGAGGAAUUUCCUAGAUACACAACAAAAGAACUAAGGGCUCACUUCGAAAGAACUAUAGAAGAAGCAGCCCCACACAAACCAAUUAAGAUUGGACGUGACAUCAAUCGGUCAAAGUGGUCCCAAUGUGUGACCCAAAACAACACAGUGACUAAUGAGGUGCACCAAGAGUCAGUAGUCGAAGCAGAAGAGGACACAUUGGAUGCCAUGAUAGAUUACGAGGACUUUCCACCACCACCACCUCCACCAGCAGCCAUAGAAGACUCUGAUUACCUUCCGCCUCCACCGCCGGAUUUACUCCAAAUGUCAUCAGGCAUUGAAAAUAUUCCCGUUAGUCAUUACUCAUCUGAAGAUCCUCAAGGUUUAGUGAACUCGGGCAAAAACCUUCUCAGGAAAGAGGCUUCCAUCAAGCAGAGGAGCAUGUCUGAGCUGAAACGUCUGUACAAGCACAUUCAUCCCGGAGUUCGGAAAAAUAUUGAAGAGGAGUUCUACAAUGAAUACAAUGAAUCUGUAUACAACCAGCGUGAUAGUCAAGCUUACUUAUAUGAGAAUGAAGCUGAUGUCACCGAAGAGGAAUACGAAUGGGAAGAGAUUCUGCCUGGAGAUGUGCAGUCAAGGCGCUGGAUGUUUGAAAAUAAGCCACUAGAUGCCAUCAAGGAUGAAUCCCUGGAUGGAGAUGAAGACAAUAACAAGCUUACAGAGAAAGAGAUGAUUCUUGGAAAGGAUGUGAGACGUACGGCGUGGAUGUUCGAGACAAAGCCGAUGGAUGAGUUAGGUCCACGUGAGAUCGACUCGAUGGAGUAUAGGAACAAGUUCAACAAGUUUGACAAGGGAGAUGUCCGAGCUGCAGCGUGGCUGUUUGAAACCCAAACAAUGGACAGUCUGAAUAAAAUGCACAAGGAAGAGGAGCUCACCAAAGAGGUCGUGUUUACAAGAGAGGAUGGAAUUGCCACCAUUUACAUGAUUGACAAUAAGUAUAUGGAAGGCCUCGGACACACUGAGACAAUCAAUGAGCGCCAUCUGUUGAGCUUAAGGACGGUCGUGGAAGAACUCAAUGAUGAUGAGAAAACUAUAACAAGCACCUUUGACACUCAGUUUAAAUGCAUCAUCAUGGGACAGUCCAGUCAGAUGCUGGAGAUUAAAUCUGUGCGCAAAAUUGAAACUGAGCUGGAGAACUCGAUUGCUUCACGUUGGCUUUUUGAUACACAACCGCUUGAUGUGAACAAACCUCUUUCAUCUUUUAAGCUGGUGUGUAGUCUUUCUAUGGAAGACUGUAACAAAGGAGACUGGGGCCGAUGGUUGUUUGAGAUAAAGACAUUGAAUUCCCUGACUGAGUUGGAAAGCUCAAAAACUGAAGAGGUAGUUGGGGCAGAUGUGCGCAAACACUGCUUGAUGUUUGAAACCCAACCAAUGGAUUCUCUCAAGGAUGAUUCAAAUUCCAUGACUCACUCUGUUGAAGAAAUCAUUGGGGGUAAUGUUAGAUUAGCGAGAAACUUAUUUGAAAGCAGCCCUCAAACAGAGAGGAACAACUGCCCUGAAGUUGGAAAAUUUAAAAAGGCACUGGCGAAUGAAGAAAUAAAAGGUGAUGUGAGACAUCAAAAGUGGCGCUUUGAGAGUCAACCUCUGGAGCACAUACAAGAGGAGAAGAAAGAGAUAACUCGAACUGUAAACAUCGAGGAGGACCUUACGCAGGAGGAGGGCACAAGUUGCAGAGCAGAUGUUCAUAGGAAUUGCUGGGUGUUUGAGACCCAGCCAAUGGACAUGUUAAAAGAUUAUUCAAACUGCCUUCCAUUGACAAAAGAGGAAAUCAUUGCAGGCAAUGUAAAAUCUACCAGACAUUACUUUGAAACAAUCCCAACUGAGGAGCCUAAGGAGCUUGCAGAAGUGGGCAAACUGAAAAAAAUGGUGGUACCAACUGAUGGGCCUAAGGAACUUGCAGAGGUGGGAAAACUGAAGAAAAGAGUGGAACUUGAUGAGGAGAGGGGAGCUGUUCAACAUCAGAAAUGGCUAUUUGAAAGCCAACCUUUGGAGCAGAUUCGAGAUGAAAAGAAGGAAGUCAUUAGAACAAUUGACUUGGAAGAAAUCGACAAAGUGGACGUGUCAAACUAUAAGCAAAUCUUUGAGAGCACAGAUUUAAACAGAAGAGACGAGUCUCAAAAGAUCCAUAUUGAGGGUGUCACAAGUGGUUCAGUGCAAUCUAACAAAAACCUAUUUGAGUCAGGGCUAUUGUAUGCCAUGCAGGACCGCUCAGGUCACUUCCAUGAGGUGAAAACAGUGCGUCACGAAGAGGUGGUGAGCGGAAAUGUAACAACAUACAAAUGGAUGUUUGAAACACAACCAAUUGACCAAUUUGAUGAAAGCAUUGACAAAUACCAAAUAAUUAAGGGUGUAUCCAAACAGGAAAUAGAAUCUGGUGUUGUUAAGACUGCCAAGUGGCUGUUUGAGACACAGCCUCUUGAUGCCAUCAAGUACUUCAGCAACAUCGAAGAUGAGGAAAUAGAAAGUAAAAAGCAAGAAAUUAUGAAAGGAGAUGUAAAAAACUGCAAGUGGCUAUUUGAGACACAACCAAUGGAUGUCUUGUAUGAAAAAGUGGACAUAAACAUUGAAAAUCAGUCUGAAGAAAUGCCAAAGGGAGAUGUUAAAAUGUGCACAUGGCUUUUUGAGACGCAAGCCCUUGAUACAAUCCAUGAUGAGACAGAAACUGUAUUCAAAACAUGCACUGUGAAUCAAGAGGACAUUCAAGGGAAAGAUGUCAGCACGGCGUGUUUUCUCUUUGAGACAGAAAAACUAGAGAAUCUUUCUGGGGAGGAUGCACGCUCCUUUAAACGAGUCACAGAGAUUGACAUUGCAUCUGGAGAUGUGUUGAGAAAGAAGCACAUAUUUGAACACAGCACCUCCGAUAUCAUGACAUCAACAUCAGAGGAAAUGAUGCAACAGCUCAAGAGAGCCCAGACAGCGGAAAUACAGAAAGGAAACGUAGUGACCUGCAAAUGGCUCUUUGAAAAUCAAUCUAUAGAUACCAUACAUGACGGUAAAGAGGAAGUGCUGACAAGCCGUACGGUAACUGAUGUACACGGAGGGGAUGUAGACAGAGGUCGCUUCAUCUUUGAGACCUUCUCCUUGGAUAAAAUUAAGGAGGCAGUGUCUGAAACUGAGUUGUCCACAAUGCAAACGAUUGCUCGCCAUGAUGAAGAGAAGGGCGAUGUGACAAAUUACACAAUGCUCUUUGAAACUCAGCCUCUUUAUGCUAUUCAGGACAAGGAGGGCCAUUACCAUGAAGUUACCACAGUCACCAGCGAGGAGGUGACAAGUGGAGAUGUAAUCGGAACCCGGUGGUUGUUUGAAACCAAACCCCUUGACGCCAUCAAGGACUCCGAUGAGGUUUACAUAAUUAAAUCUGUCACACAGCAGGAUGACCAAAAAGGAGACGUCAUCUCUGCAAAGUGGAAAUUUGAGACACAGCCACUUGAUAGGAUUUCUGAAGAAAAAAAGACAUUUAUAAAGACUGUAGAUGACAUUCAAGGGGGAAAUGUUAAAAUGAAUAAAGAUCGCUUUGAAUCUGAUACUCCGUUGGAUUUUGUCAGAACAGUCAAUGUAAGUGAAAUACAAAAGGGUGAUGUCAGGUCAGCCAAAUGGAGAUUUGAGACCCAGUCAAUUGAUAAAAUAAGGAGCCUGAGUUCAGAAAACCUGAUUGAGACGGUUAAAAAGGAGGAGGUGGAAAAAGGAGAUGUGAAGCAUUCAGUUUGGCUGUUUGAGAAAAACUCUUUGGACCACAUUAAAGAGGUUGACGAGGAUGAGGAGACACAUGUCACUCAAGAAGAAAUUGUCAAAACAGAUGUAAAGUCAACAACGUGGCUCUUUGAAACAACUCCUUUUGAUGACUUUAAUGUGACGAAAACAGAGAAGACAGAAAUCUUGGGCAAGAGCGUCAAGGAAACACUUGAAGAGCUUUAUAGUCGGAAAGUGGUGACAUCGAAAGGAAUACUCAUCGAAUCUGAUGAAAUCGGGGAUGUUAGGAUGGCAAAAUACAAUCUAAUGAAUCAGCAAGCUCCUGAGAUUCAGCGGGAGGAUGUAAUCAGAGGGGAUUUGCAGACAAUUAUGAUGAACCUCCUGAACAGACAGGAACAACAGGGGCGGCAGCUGGUCAUUGAGUCAGAAGAGAAGGGUAAUAUCAGUUCAACAGUACAGAAACUUUUCAACCAAGAGAGCAAAAAAAGUAUUGAAAAGGAAGAAAUUAUACGAGGGGACAUUCAGGAAGCCAUAAAUAACCUUUUCAAUGAUAGUGGCUCAGCCAAACAUGGACUUCUCAUUCAGGAGGAUGAAAAGGGUGACGUACGGAUGACAAUAUAUUCCCUUCUGAACAAACAAGACUGUGUUAGUGUAGAAAAAGAGGGUGUGGUAAGAGGGGAUGUAAAGAGUGCCCUGAAAAGACUCGCCAGCCAAGAUCAGCAUGAUCUGACAAAGAGGAUAACGGUAGAUGAAACUGAGAAGGGAAAUGUCAAUUUUUAUUCCACAUGUAUCGAAUCUGGAGCCCUCAGUUAUCUAAAACAGCUUAAUUUAGAACCAGAUGAAGCGUUACCUGAAGCGGUAGAGAAAGAAAAGAUUCUUGGUGGUGACAUUCAUGGCAUGAAAGUCAUCCUUAGUCAAAACCAAACUCUGAUAGAGCGCACAGUGGAUGAUAUUAUGCCGGGUGAUGUUCACAACACAGUAAAAGUUUUCAUGACGGAGCCCACCGUUUCAUCAGAGAGUCUCCUAAAGGAGGAGAUCGUUAAAGGGGAUUUGAAAGCUGCAUUGACUUCAUUGUCGGAGUCGGUGAACCAGACAGUUGUUGUGGAGAAAGAGGAGGUGGUGAAAGGCAACAUACCCAAAACAAUGCGAUGCCUAGAGAGGGCACAACAUCGUCUGAAGGAAGUAGAGAAGCCAGAUAUCAUCCCUGGUAACAUCAAAGGAACUCUGAGAUCCCUUGAGAAAUCUGCAACUUCCCGAGUUAAAGCCACCAUGGAUGAUCUAGUUUCUGGAGAUGUUAAGGCCACAUUAAGAUAUCUUGAGCUGGCAAAGCAAACAGUGCAUGAGGUGGAAAAGGAAGAAAUUGUGAGGGGUGAUAUUCACACAGCAAUGCAAUGUCUCCACGACGCUUCUGCUGAAAAGAGAACAUGUCAACAGGAAAUAGUUGUCCAGGGGGAUGUCAAAGAACAGCUCUUUACGGAACCUCCUUCCUCUCCCAGAAUGCAGAGGAGCUCGAGCACUGAGGAGGAAGAAGUGAAAGGUGAUGUCAAGGUAUCAAUCAAGUCCUUAUAUGAAACACAAGAGCAAACUCUGAUAGAGAAAGAAGAAGUGAUAAAGGGCGAUGUGAAAGGCAUGAUUAAAUCACUUAUGGAAACGGCACAUCGUGACACUCCCAAAGGUAAACUUGGCUCCUACAGAAGAGUCAGAGUUAAGCAGAGGCCUCCUGUUAAAAAUGUAAAUGCUGAGACACAGAGGAACGCACAAAAAAUCAAAACUGCAGUUUCACCUGAAAGUCAGUCUGGUGCUAAUGAAACAAAAAACGUUCAAUCAAAGUCUCGUACAGUCGAAAGGAGUACCAUGCAAUCAAAAACGAUUGUAAAGCACAAAACCAUAACACAAAGUCAUGGCAUCAAAACAUUAAAAACAGAAUUCUGCAAUCUAAAGCCAAAGGGAAUGAUACAGUUAAAUAAAACUAAAGUAGAAACAGAUGUUUACACUAUCAAAGGACAAGUGCCGGAACCAGAUUUGCCUCUUCCUCCUCCACCUCCACCUGUGGUAGAUAUUGAACUUCCUCCGCCGCCUACACCACCCCCUCCGUGUGUGGAUUCUGACGUUGAUCACCUCCCUCCUCCACCGCCACCAGCUACCAAUGAGCAGGACUUCCAACCAACACCAUCACCACCACCUCAGCAGGAACUGGAAAGAAUGCCAAAACAAGCAGUUCAUGUUUCACCAGCGGAGGCUAAAAAGAUGGUGGUAAAGAAAGUCAAAGCUCCAACUUUGUGUCCUGUCCCAAAGCUUAAGCCUGAAGUGGAAAAAUACCACACAGCAGAGUUGAGUCAGUCCAUAACUGCGACACGUAUAUCUAAAACAACUGAAGUCCCACCACCACUGGAAUCGCCACAAGCACCGAGGAAAGUUUGCAUCUCUCCUGUAAGAUUCACCCCGCCUUCUUCCCCCCCGCCUCAAAUGAGAGGGAAAACAAGGAAAUUUAGCACCCCAUUAAUAAAAGCGGAGGAAAAGUACCGGAAGCACAAAGAGGAUAGCACUCCUCCAACCACUCCAACUCCUCCCAAUAUAAAUGACUCACUUUUUACUGCUCUUCAGAAUAUUGCCACUGAAGAUGUAAAGCAGACACAUAACAUGCCCAAGAUAAAACAGGCCACAACUGAAAAUGCAGCUUUGAUACUUAAUUUAGACUCCUCAUCAUGUGAUGCAUCCAAGCAGUUUGUUAUCUCCAAUACCAUUCAGAACAAUGUCAGCACCAUUCAUGAAAGAAUUCUCACAGGGCCUGCCACAAUAUCAUCUGCCAAACAGGAAAUGGUUUCUAAUGAGUCUUCUAAGGUCAGCUCUGUUCAAAAGAGCUAUUCCGGCAUUGCUGUGAGACAAACUGCGCAAACAACGAAACAGAAAAUAGUUUCACUUUCCUCCCAUGUGUCAACUCAGGCUGUCAUUGCUGUUGAGAAGAAAGAUGUGAAAAAUAUGAAAGUAAGGGGAGCUGAUAUAACUGAAAGAAAGAUGGACGAUGAAACAGGUAUAGAUAAUGCAACAGGCCUUGUUAAAAUGGUGAAACCUGAAACCACAGAACAGAAUUCAAAGAAAUCUCAAUUGCAGUGCAAGAGAAAAGAAAAAACUGAAUUGCCCACUGAUCAAUCUACCACCAAAAACCAGGACACUGUCUGUGAUGAACUGAAUCAAAGAGAAAAAGCAGAAGUUAUUGGGACUGUAAAAACAGGAAAAACAAACCAAAAGGUAAAAAAGAACAAUAAGCAGGAAAAGCAGGUUGAUGCAAAGGUGGAAGAAGAGAGAAAGACACAGGUGAAAGUGAGCAAUGGCACUGAACUGAAAAUAAUGAAUGAGUCAAGCGAGAUAAAGACAGAAUUAAAGCAGGAGAUAUUGCAAGUGUCUCCCUGCCCAAUGGAUGAUGUUACGAUCAAUUUAACUGACAGCCAAACAGCAACUUCAACACCAACAAAGAAGAAAAAGAAAUCGAAAAAGUCUAAAGGGGGUACACAAUUAAGUCAAAGUAAAGACGCUGGCACAGAAUCAAAGACGCCAAUCACAGAAACAUUAAAUGAAACAAUUGCUCUUUCCCAAAUUCACACAAGUGUCACAGAAGGGGAUGCUCAAGAAGCCUUGAUGACAGAAAGGAAAGACGACAAGAACUCCCAGCAAAAUCAUCUGAAGGGAUUGAAAAAGAAGAAAGCAGUGACAGUUGCUCAGAAGAGCGCACAGGCGUCACCAGAAGAAAGUCGUGCCAUCCCAAUUAAAGUGCCAGUUGAGUCAGAACAAAAUGAAAUGGUAGCGUCUAGAUCAGUGGGAAAAGUGGAAUCUCAAAAACAACAGGUUUCAGGCUUAAUCUCGUAUAUCACAGGGAUGCAAACUGUUUCCAAAACUAGGCUUAGUACAUUUUCAGAUUGCCUCACAAGCCCACAGGUGCCUCACAGAUCAGGGGAUUCUGUUGCAGAGACUAAUCUGGCUCAAAAGGUUGAUAUGAAGGAGAAGCAUGAAUUGGAGUCUGUUGCUGAGACAACUGCAUGUACUAAAAUAUCCAAGAUCAACAUUGGUUCUACAAAAGUACAGAAGCAAACAAAGAAAGAGACCUUAAAUGAAAGCAAGAAAGAAGAACAAACCGACCUUCGAGCUCCCUCGCCAUAUCUGAGAACCCGGCCUCCCUCUCCUACAUUUCUCGCCAUUGAAUCCAUUCGAAGGACCAACUCGCCCCAGAGGGUCACUCCUUCACCUACACUGCUCCACAGGCCAGCCACACCUCCCACGCCGCCACCCCGCUGUCACACCCCGACGUCACGUCGCUGCGACACCCCGACGUCUCGACCUACAAGAAUCACACCCUCUCCGACGUUUGACCUAGCCGAGAAUUUGCCGCGACUUAAAGGCACUACGGCCAAGCUCUCACGUGGCAUUACCCCACCGCCGUUAAUUUCCACACAACUAAUAUCUGAGAAGAAAUCUGAAAUCGUGGAAACACCUGCAUCAUUCCAUCGGCAAAUCAAACUUGAGGCCACCCACACCUCAGAGACCUCCAGAAACAAUGUAUUAGAGACGAUAGGAAAAAGUACCUCUGAAGCUCCAGAGGCUUUAAAUGCAAAUAAAACCCAAAGUAGCUCUGGCAUCAAACCGCCACUUUGUAAUGAUGUCCCUGACGAUAUCUCAGAGUUAUCAAUGGCUUCAGUCAGAGAAAAGAGGGAGUUUUUUGAGGAGGCCCGAAAGGCUGAAAUGAAUAAAACCUAUAUCCGUAAGGAACCUAUUGCUAUCCCUGAACGACUGGGGCCAGACCUGGAGGAUAGUGAUGAAGAAAAUGUGCGUAAAGAAAAGGAAGAUCUACCCAAAGCAGACUUGUCUGGUCUUAUAAAUAAAUUUGAAACAACAGAUAAAACGGCUAUCAGCAAUGAGUUAGAACCACCUGCACAGUGGUUUCACAACGAAGGUGAAGAUUGCAUCAAAGAGAAGGAAGACCUUUCAGAAAGGGCGUUGCCAGCUUUUGACACCCAGGCUCUUAAGAAUGUUUUUGAAAUGAGUGAGGAAAGGUUCUCUUUAGAUGAGCAGAAAGGGGGUCGGGAAGCGUCAGUCGACACAUCAAAGCUGCAAAGUCCUCCAGAGAUGCAGGAAAGCUUAAAGGAGAGCUCUGCCCUCCCCCCUCAUGAAAAUGUGGUAGAAAUUGUACAGACAGAUCCAUCAGCUUGCUCUGAGAGCAAAUCAAUCACAGAGCAUUGCUCAAACGUUGAUGUGUUUGGGAGCAAGGUCACGACGACAAGUGUCAGUCAGCAGUCUGGCAGCGUGUCAAGACAGCCGGCUCCUUUUUCCUAUGCUGACGCGGUGAAAAGGAAAGCGGUGGCGGCGAGAAGAACGCAAACGUGUGACGAAGACGCCACCGAGAACUUACUGAAGAACUUCCACCUAACCAGGAACAACAGUGAGAUGGUUUUCAAGAGUCUCGGCGACACUGUGUCAGAAGUGAUGACGUCACAAGCAGUGUCUCAUCAGGCUCGUCAGACAACCAUUGUCUCCGGCUCGAGUUCCGAAGUCGGAGCUCUGCACAGUGUGUCGAAGGAGGGUUUAUCCGAUGGAUGGAUGGAUAGUGGACAGAAAAAAGUACCAUAAAUCCUGUUUCUUCUGUGAACAAUGCAAAAGUAAACUAAGCCUGGGAAAUUACGUCUCUCUCCACGGACACUUCUUCUGUCUGCACCACUACAAACAACUCCUCAAGUCCAAAGGGAUGUACGAUUAUGAACUCGGGCAGAAAGCUCCCACAGGAACUGGUGGAUUCAUCCCACCAGA
Phyllopteryx taeniolatus (common seadragon) is the source of this 10133-nucleotide messenger RNA. It is a transcript of the gene xirp2b, whose product is annotated as xin actin binding repeat containing 2b. NCBI's taxonomy places the organism in Eukaryota, Metazoa, Chordata, Actinopteri, Syngnathiformes, Syngnathidae. The coding region runs from base 273 to 9956 and encodes 3227 amino acids. Gene Ontology annotation, cellular component: stress fiber; focal adhesion. Gene Ontology annotation, molecular function: actin filament binding. The record is from RefSeq and is a predicted model, not a curated record. The transcript has 9 exons. Gene Ontology annotation, biological process: actin cytoskeleton organization; actin filament organization.